GGGAUUUCCAGUAAUACGGGUAGGAAAAAAAGUAUGCUGAGCUAAGGAGACGUUGGCACAGAGGGAAGAUUAGGGUAGUUUACUUUCUCUACGCAGACAUCAGGUCAGCGAGUCAGGCAGAAGUGUUUGCGGUCGCCUGUAGUUGUUUUUCAGGAUGGCAGUGGAGUCAAUAUCACCCGACUGGGAGUUUGACCGCUUUGAUGACGGAUCUCAGAAAAUUCACACAGAAGUGCAGCUGAAAAACUAUAACAAGUUCUUGGAGGACUACACAUCUCAGCUGAAAGCUAUAGAGGAAGCCCUGGACGACUCCAUCGGAGAUGUUUGGGAUUUCACUUUAGAUCCGAUUGCAUUGAAGCUUCUCCCUCAUGAACAAUCUUCUCUUUUGGAGCUAAUUAAAACAGAAAAUAAGGUCCUUAAUAAAGUCAUUACAGUUUAUGCGGCCCUCUGCAGUGAAGUUAAGAAGCUGAAAUAUGAGGCUGAAGCAAAGUUCUACAAUGGCUUGCUGUACUAUGGUGAAGGAGUUUCAGACACCAGUGUGGUGGAGGGAGAGUGCCAGGUUCAAAUGGGACGCUUUAUAUCAUUUUUACAGGAACUGUCUUGCUUUGUGUCUCGAUGUUUUGAGGUAGUGGUUAACUUGGUUCAUCAGCUGGCUGCACUGUAUAACAGCAACAAAGCUGCCACAAAAAUUAUUGAGUCAACUGGGGUACAUUUUCAGACGGUAUAUGAGCAUCUAGGGGAACUCCUAGUGGUUCUGAUCACUUUGGAUGAGAUCAUGGAGAAUCAUGGCACUUUAAGAGAUCACUGGAAGAUGUACAAAAGAUUACUCAAAUCUGUCCAUCACAACCCAUCUAAAUUUGCUAUUCCUGAAGAGAAGCUAAAGCCUUUCGAGAAGCUUUUAUUAAAGCUGGAGGGCCAGCUCCUGGACAGCAUGAUCUUUCAGGCUUGUGUAGACCAGAGAUUCGAUAAUCCUGGCGAAGGAGUUUCAGUCUCGAAAAACAGUGCCUUCGCUGAGGAGUUUGCUCACAACAUUCGCACCAUUUUCACCAAUGUGGAGUCAAAACUUGGGGAGCCUGCAGAGAUUGACCAAAGGGAUAAGUAUGCUGGGGUUUGUGGCCUCUUCGCCUUGCAUUUCCACAUUUUUCGUACGGUCGACAAGAGGCUCUACAAAGCUCUCUUGGAUGUGUGUAAAAAGGUCCCUGCAGUUACCCUGACUGCCAACAUAAUCUGGUUUCCUGAUACGUUUUUGAUCAACAAAAUCCCAGCAGCAGCCAAACUGAUGGAUAAGAAAAGUCUCCAGGCCAUCCGUCUAAGCAGAGAUACAUUCUUACAACAAAAGGCCCAGACUCUAACAAAGGAUGUGCAGUCGUACUAUGUUUUUGUAACCUCCUGGUUGAUGAAGAUGGAAGCCAUCUUAUCUAAAGACCAGAAAAGUGAUAAACUCUCAGAAGAUCUGAGCAACAGGUGCAAUGUAUUUGUACAGGGAAUCCUGUAUGCAUACAGCAUCAGCACCAUCAUAAAAACCACUAUGAACCUCUACAUGUCUGUGCAGCGACCCAUGACUAAGACCUCUGUGAAGGCCCUGUGUCGUUUAGUAGAACUACUGAAAGCAGUAGAGCACACAUUCCACCGGCGAUCCCUUGUGGUGGCAGACUCUGUGUCCCAUAUCACUCAACAGCUGCAGUCACAAGCACUGGCCGCUAUUUCUACAGCUAAGAAAAGAGUGAUCUCUGAUAAGAAGUACAGUGAGCAGAGGCUGGAUGUGCUGUCAGCUCUGGUGCUUGCUGAGAACACGCUGAAUGGCCCGAGCACCAGGGAGAGACGUCUGGUAGUGUCUCUAGCGCUCAGUGUGGGCACUCAGAUGAAAACAUUCAAAGACGAGGAGCUUCUACCGUUACAACUUGUCCUAAAGAAACUGGACCUCAUUAGUGAAUUAAGAGAAAGGGUUAAAGUGCAGUGUGAUUGCAGCUUUCUCUACUGGCACCGUGCAGUGUUUCCCAUUUACCUGGAUGAUGUUUAUGAUAAUGCUGUGGAUGCAGCCAGAAUACAUUAUAUGUUCAGUGCUCUCCGAGACUGUGUGCCAACCAUGCUAUAUGCCAAACACAUGGAGUCCUGUGAGCAGCUCCUGGAGUGCUAUGACAACGAGAUCAUGGAGGUCUUCCAUGAGCAUUUGCUAGACAAGCUGUGUAAGGAGAUAGAGAAAGACCUCCGGCUUUCUGUGCACACACAUCUCAAGCUGGAUGACCGUAACCCUUUCAAAGUAGGCAUGAAAGACCUGGCUCACUUCUUUUCCCUCAAGCCUAUCCGCUUCUUCAAUCGCUUCCUGGACAUCAAAGCCUACGUCACACACUACCUAGACAAAACCUUUUACAACCUGACAACAGUAGCCCUACAUGACUGGGCCACGUACAGUGAGAUGAGGAACCUGGCCACACAGCGCUAUGGCCUGGUCAUGACCGAGGCUCACCUCCCCAGCCAGACUCUGGAACAGGGGCUGGACGUAUUGGAGAUUAUGAGGAACAUCCAUGUUUUUGUCUCACGUUAUCUCUACAAUCUGAACAAUCAGAUUUUUAUUGAGAAGACCAGCAACAACAAGCACUUGAACACUAUCAAUAUUCGGCACAUUGCUAACUCCAUACGCACCCAUGGGACCGGCAUCAUGAACACAACUGUCAAUUUUACAUACCAGUUCCUCCGAAAGAAGUUCUACAUUUUCAGUCAGUUCAUGUACGAUGAGCACAUCAAGUCCAGGCUUAUCAAAGACAUCCGGUUCUUCAGAGAAACUAAAGACCAGUCAGAUCAGAAGUAUCCCUUCGAGAGGGCAGAAAAGUUCAACCGUGGUAUUAGGAAACUGGGCAUCACUCCAGAUGGCCAGAGCUACCUGGACCAGUUCAGACAACUCAUCAGCCAGAUUGGUAACGCAAUGGGCUAUGUACGGAUGAUCCGCUCUGGAGGUCUUCACUGCUGCAGCAGCGCCAUUAGGUUUGUUCCUGAUCUUGAGGAUAUUGUAAACUUUGAGGAGUUGGUGAAGGAGGAGGGUCUCACUGAGGAGACUCAGAAAGCAGCCAGCGUUCUAGACUCUGUACUCAGUGACCUGACCAGUAACUCGGCUGAGGGAACCGAGUAUUUCAAAAUGCUUGUAGGAGUUUUUGCCCCAGAGUUUCGCAGUGUGAAAAAUAUGCACUUGAGGAACUUCUACAUGAUCGUGCCUCCUUUGACAGUGAACUUUGUAGAACACUCCAUCGGCUGCAAGGAGAAGCUGAACAAAAAGAACAAAAAUGGUGCAGCCUUUACAGAUGAUGGCUUUGCCAUGGGUGUGGCCUACAUCUUGAAGCUGCUGGACCAAUAUCAGGAGUUUGACUCGUUGCAUUGGUUCCAGGCAGUUCGAGAGAAAUACAUGAAGGAAAUGAAAGCGGUGGUGAAAGAACAGAACAUUCAGGCCACCAACCAAGAUGAGAAACUCAUGCAGACUAUGAACUUAACUCAGAAGAGAUUAGACAUCUACCUGCAGGAGUUCGAGCUACUUUACUUCUCUCUGAGCAGUGCGAGGAUAUUCUUCAGGGCCGAUAAGACUGCAGCAGAGGAAACCCAGGAGAAGAAGGACAGGGAGGAUGUUGGUAAAGCUGAAGGUGCUUCGUCUGAGGCUGCUGCCACGCCCGAGCCGGCUGCCAAGUGAAACCUCCCACUUCAAGUCUUUUUCAUAUUAAGGAGUGGCAACAAACCUGCUUUGGCUUCCGAAAAGCCUAUAGAGUGCCAUGUUUUGGAUUGUAACUCAGUAUUAAGCGGGAAGAUUAAAGCUAAACUAUGAAUUGGGAACUUAGUGUGAACAUUGUGGAAUAUUUAUUCCUUCUAAUGCACUUAGGACUGAAACUGACUGUGAUCUGCUUGUACAGAAACAUGCUCAUGUCACCUUUUAUUUUCCGCAUUACUGUACACGUCAUGUCAGGAGAGCACGUUUGGCAGCUGUAACUUUUAAGAAAUAUUUUAAUACGACGCCUGUUUUGAUAUACUGAAGCAGAGUUUGAUUUUUAAUUACAAAUCAUCUUCAUUACAUAUCCCUUUGCUAAUUGGAUUAGAAAAAUGUCUUUUCCUGGAUUUUCCAUGAUGAUGGAAGUGAAGGUGGUGUUUUAUAUAACAGGUUCUACGUUGAAGUAGGAGUUCCCAGUGCUUUGUAAUGUAAGAGUAGAAUAAUAGAUCGCUUGUCUAGCUAGGAUUACAUUUUCAGCCCUAGGAGUAUAACUCUGUUUCUUUGGUACAGCGUGCUAAAGCGAAGUUUAUGUUAUGAAGAUGAAUGAGAAGGUACUAUGGAAGGAGAAAUAAGUGUUGUGUUGAGCAAUGUGAAAAGGUGGCUUUGUCUAGAAAUGAAAUUGGUCACAUGUACACUAUGUUGCCAAAAGUUGUGGGACAACUGCUUUUACAUGCACAUGAAUUUAAUAUGGAGUUGACCCACCCUUCACAGCUAUAACAGCUUCAACUCUUCUGGGAAGGCUUUCCACAAGGUUUAGGAGUGUGUUUAUGACCAUUACUCUAGAAGCUCAUCUGUGAGGUCAGGCACUGAUCUUGGAUGAGAAGGUCUGGCUCACAGUCUCCGCUCUAAUUCAUCCCAAAGGUGUUCUAUGGGGUUGAGGUCAGGACUCUGUGCAGGCCAGUCAAGUUCCUACACGCCAAACUCACUCAUCCAUGUCUUUAUGGACUUUGCUUUGUGCACUGGUGUGCAGUCAUGUUGGAACAGGAAGGGGUCAUCCCCAAACUGUUCCCACAAAGUUGGGAGCAUGAAAUUGUCCAAAAUGUCUUGAAGCAUUAAGAGUUCCUUUCACGGGCUGAGCCCAACCCCUGAAUUCAUUGAUUUGGAGGGGUGUCCCAGAACUUUUGGCAAUAUAGUGUACACAUCCCAUCAUCGGGACAUAAUCACAAGAAUUUAAUUCCAUAGGAAGCUUUUGGGACCAUGUGGAUCAGGUGAAACACCAACAUGGGCAAAUUCAAAUUAAUAGCGAACCCUUUCAUGAGACUGGUGUGAGGUCUUUGUGACGAGACAGAAAUGACAAGUGAUUGAUUUGUUUUGUUCAGAAAGCUUAACAAACUCCAUUGAACUGUAGCAACUAACAGUCAUAACCUUGAGUACCUGAUAUCCAUGCUGCCAGAUCUGUAUAGAAAUGUGUGCAAAAACAAGCUUCGGCUUGUUUGUGCGUCAGAUCUUAUGUUAACGCUUUAAUGCACUGUAUUCAGACCAGAAAGCACAUCAAUACUUAAUAGUAAAAUUUUGAAAACAUUCCAAUUGAAUGUUGAUUUUUUUUCUUUUAUUAUUAUUUUUUGAACCCUUGUCAUUAAAAAAAAAACAAUAAUAAUAACAAUUGUGGAAAACUAACUGAUAUUUGUAAUGCCAUAAUAAAAGAAAUAUUGUGGAA
This is a messenger RNA of Hemibagrus wyckioides, 5402 nucleotides long. It is a transcript of the gene washc4, whose product is annotated as WASH complex subunit 4. Lineage: Eukaryota; Metazoa; Chordata; Actinopteri; Siluriformes; Bagridae. The coding region runs from base 155 to 3673 and encodes 1172 amino acids. Gene Ontology annotation, biological process: endosome organization; endosomal transport. Gene Ontology annotation, cellular component: WASH complex; endosome. The transcript has 33 exons. The record is from RefSeq and is a predicted model, not a curated record.